CUCCAGUGAGAGACGGACCGUAUCGCGUGUUCAGAAUGAAUCGAUUCAUUGAUCAUGUUCGAGGAGGAACACAAAGACCUGCCGCGGAUCUCAAGUGGCGUUACAGAGUGAAAACUUGUUGUUAAGUGUUUGUGUGUGUGUGUGUGUGUGUGUGUGUGUGUGUGUGUGUGUGUGUGUGUGUGUGUGUGUUCGGAUCCAUCAAGAUGUGUGUGUGAGAUCUGCUUUCUGAAGUUUAUAAAGGAACACACUCCACUGAAGCGGCUGUUCUCUGAGGAAUGAGUCAUUUAUUCAUAUCAUUGAGAACAUGUAACUCACUCAUCAUGUCAUAGAAGGUUUCUGCAGCAUGGAUGAACUUCAUCUCGAGCCGUCUGACUUUCAUGGAGUUUGAUCGGACACUGUUUGAGUUUGGUGAAGCUUCAUGAGCUGUAGAUGCACCGAUGAUGAUGAUGAUGAUGAUGAUGAUGAUGAUGAGCUGGUUACUUCAAACCUGCUUCAUAUUGAUGAUGGUGAGAGCUGAUCAGUUUCACUCAUCCAUCUGUCAGCUCAAUAGACAACAAAGUGAGCUCAACUCGUUCCUGUGGACUAUAAAGCGAGACCCGCCCGCUUAUUUCUACGGCACGAUUCAUGUUCCCUACACACGCGUGUGGGACUAUAUCCCAGAGAACUCCAAAAAGGCCUUUCAGGAGAGCAACAUUGUGUACUUUGAGCUGGACCUGACCGACCCGUACACCAUCUCGGCGUUGACGAGCUGUCAGCUCCUGCCGCAGGGUGAGAAUCUACAGGACGUGCUGCCCAAAGACAUCUACCGGCGGCUCAAGAGACACCUGGAAUAUGUCAAACUCAUGAUGCCCUCGUGGAUGACCCCGGAUCAGCGCGGCAAGGGCCUGUACGCAGACUACCUGUUCAACGCUAUAGCUGGAAACUGGGAGCGCAAGCGGCCGGUGUGGGUGAUGCUAAUGGUGAACUCUUUGACAGAGGCGGAUAUAAAGACUCGCGGCGUUCCCGUGUUGGAUCUGUAUCUCGCACAGGAAGCGGAGCGGAUGAAGAAGAAGACGGGAGCCGUGGAGAGGGUUGAGGAGCAGUGCCACCCUCUAAAUGGACUCAACUUCUCUCAGGUGAUUUUUGCUCUGAAUCAAACUCUACUGCAGCAGGAAAGUCUCCGGGCUGGAAGUUUACAGGUGCCGUACACCACAGAAGAUCUCAUUAAGCACUACAACUGUGGAGAUCUGAACUCCAUCAUCUUCAACCACGACACCUCACAGGUUCCAAACUUCAACAAUGUGUCGUUGCCGCUGAGCGAGCAGGUGACGGCUCAGGAGAUCGACCGCUACUUCAGACAGGAGCUCAUCUACAAGCGGAACGAGAGGAUGGGGCGACGAGUCAAAGCCCUGCUGGAGGAACAUCCAGACAAGAGCUUCUUCUUCGCCUUCGGAGCAGGUCAUUUUCUGGGAAACAACACCGUGAUUGACGUGUUGCGCAGAGAAGGAUACGAGAUCGAACACACACCUGCUGGACAACAGCUGCACAGCAGCAGCAGAUCGAGCUGGAGUUCAGAUGAACUGACGGAAGCAGACGCCAGCAGCUGCAGCCGUUCCUGCACGAGUCGCACGUCGCGCUGGAGGAGGGCGAGGAGGACACGCCGCUAACCUGCUUCUUCCGACAGUCUGGAGCUCCUGCAGAAGAUCCAACGCAAACUGAAGAAACGACGCUAAUAAACACAAGAAACAGCCACAUCGACACUUCAAUGACCUCUGGGUGAGCAUGGA
Molecule: messenger RNA, 1766 nt
Organism: Xyrauchen texanus (razorback sucker)
Lineage: Eukaryota; Metazoa; Chordata; Actinopteri; Cypriniformes; Catostomidae
Gene: trabd2a
Product: TraB domain containing 2A
Exons: 6
Coding region: 438-1646 (402 amino acids)
Biological process (GO): negative regulation of Wnt signaling pathway
Cellular component (GO): membrane
Molecular function (GO): metalloendopeptidase activity
Source: RefSeq, a predicted model, not a curated record